CGAUUGGUCUGCGGCGUCAGUAGGUCCCGGAGGUCGCGCUCGCAGUGACAGGAAGACAGUUUUUUUUUUUCAGUGUGGAGUGUGCAGUGUCAGGCUGCUCCCCGCCCCCCUGCUCUCUCUGCCCGUGUGCCCGUGUUCACGCUGGCAUCGAGGAUGGAGGUCCCGUCGUACCAGUCUCGCCUGCUCGGGGAGCUGAACGAGCAGCGCAAGCGCGACUUCUUCUGCGAUUGCAGCGUGCUGGUGGAGGGGCGCCUCUUCAAGGCUCACCGCAACGUGCUGUUCGCCAGCAGCGGCUACUUCCGCGCCCUGCUGGUGCGCUGCCUGCAGGAGCCCGGCCGGCCCGGCAGCACCGCCGUGCUGGACAUCGUGACGGCCGACGCCUUCGCUCUCAUCCUGGACUUCGUGUACUCGGGCCGGCUGGAGCUGCGCAGCGACAACGUCAUAGAGGUCAUGAGCGCCGCCAGCUACCUGCAGAUGACCGACGCGGUCAGCACCUGCAAGAGCUUCAUCCGCUCCUCCCUGGAGAUCUGCAGCCGCGAGAGGGAGGGGCUGGCGGACAGCGGCACGGGGGGGGUCUCCGAUGAGCCCGCGCUGCCGCCCAGCUCAGAGAGAGAGGGCUCCACCAGAGGGGAGGAGCUCCCCGGCUUUCUCCCCGUGGAUCUGGCUCUGAAACCCCCUCCUGUCCCCUCCUCCUCGUCCGCGGACAAGCCCAGCCACUCCCCCCCCUCCUCCUCCUCCUCCCCCUGCUCCUCCUCCUCCCUGCUCCUCAUGGGCCUGGCCAACCCCAAGACAGAGUUCGACCCCGACGAGGAAGGGGAGGAGUCAGUGGAGGAGAAGCCCCCGUUCCACGCCCCGCCCCCGGACUGUGACAGGCCCAGCCCCUGCUCCCAGCCCCCCAGCAGCGACGGCUACCCUGUGAAGCAGUUCCUGGAGGCGCUGCUGAGGGGCGGCGGGGGGGAGCCCAGGAGGGAGGAGCUGCUGCAGCACUUCAACCACAGCCUGGGGGGAGGGAGCAGCGGGGAGGAGGGGGGCGGCUUCUCCACGCCGUCCCUCAUGGAGAUCCACAGUGACUGGUAUGGGGAGGACACAGGAGACGGCCUGGUGGCGUCGGUGAAGCUCCACAGGUGCCCGUUCUGCCCGUACACCGCCAAACAGAAGGGCAUCCUGAAGAGACACAUCCGCUGCCACACCGGGGAGAGACCCUACCCCUGCGAGACCUGCGGCAAGAGAUUCACCCGACAGGAGCACCUGAGGAGCCACUCGCUGAGUGUGCAUCGCUCCAGCUGGCCCAUCGUGUGUAAGGGUUGCCGGCGCACGUUCUCAGGCGCUGUCUCUCACGGGCUGAAGCGCUUCGGACUGUGCGACGGCUGCACCUGCGUCACCACCACGCACGAGGACCCUGCCCCCAUCAACCUCAGCCAAUCAGAGGGGGCCGAGCGCAGCGACGGGGACGGCGAUUGGCCGGUCUACAUCGGGGAGUCGGGGGAGGCGGAGCCGAGGGGAAGGGAAGGGGAGGAGCUGGAUGACAAGCACCAGCUGCACAGGCAGCUCUCGGAGUGCGAGGGGUUAAUGGGAGGACAACAAAAAAUGGACAUGCUGACAGAUAUGCGAGGAAAAGGGUCGUCAGGCGAACACGGGCUACAGGGGCAGCAGCGUGUGCCCUGCAGCAGCUCCUCCCCCUCUGAGAUCUCCUCGUCCCACCAGAGCCGUCUCCUGCAGCAGCUGGACCAGCAGCGCCGGCAGGGCCUGUUCUGUGACUGCAGCGUGCUGGUGGAGGGACGGCUGUUCCAGGCUCACCGCAACGUGCUGUUCGCCAGCAGCGGCUACUUCCGCAUGCUGCUGUCCAGCGGGGCCCAGGGUGGCGGAGCCCAGCCCGUCGGGGCGUCCUUCGAGGUCUUCUCCCCGGAGAUCUUCUCCAUCAUCCUGGACUUCGUGUACUCGGGCCGGCUGGAGCUGCGCAGCGACAACGUCAUCGAGGUCAUGAGCGCCGCCAGCUACCUGCAGAUGACCGACGUCAUCGGAUACUGCAAGGGCUUCAUCCGCUCCUCGCUGGACAUCAGCGCCAAGGACGAGAAGGAGGACGAGGAGCAGCAGCAGCAGCAGCGCUACCCAGCGCCGUCCUCCGGCCACACGGGGGCGCCGCACGCCUCCUUCUCCUGCGCCACCUCCUGGCGCGUUCAGAACGGCAGCGGCGCCCAGCAGGAUUACCGCCACCAGCAGCAGCAGCCAAAGGACCAGCCCCCGCCCCCCUCCAAGCACCCCCUGCCCCAGGAGGGUAUGGAGUUCAGGCCAGGGAAGCCCCGCUCCAGCAGGCAGCCCCUGCACACCUCUCUGGGGGGGCUUGAGGGCGACGCGGCGGUCCUCCAGUUCAGUCCUGGUACGGAGGGAGGUGGGGGGGGCACGGCGGCGACGGGGCGGAAGAAGAAAGGCUGGACCCCCGCCCCACCCCCUGCUGCACUUUCACCUCCAGACCACAAGGGGGCCCCCCCUUCCUCCUCCUCCUCCUCCCCCUCUGCUACUUCCUCCUCCUCCUCCUCCUCCAAGCCCAAGGCUGAUAAAGCAGAUGAGCUGUACGCUACCCUGCCGACCAUUGUGGGGGUGGUGGGGCUCUUCAACCAAGACGAGUGCCCGUCCAUGCGGUUCAAGUGCCCGUUCUGCACGCACACGGUGAAGAGGAAGGCAGAUCUGAAGAGGCACCUGCGCUGCCACACCGGGGAGAGACCCUACCCCUGCGAAGCCUGCGGGAAGAGAUUCACCCGACUGGAGCACCUGAGGAGCCACUUCCAGACUAUUCACCAGGCUCAGAAGCUCAUCUGCAGGAAGUGUAAGCGUCACGUGACGGAGCUGAGUGGGAGGGUGGUGUGCGAGGGGACGCGUCGCUACCGGCUCUGCAACGACUGUCUGCUGGAGACAGGGUGUGACACCCCCGGCUCAGCCAAUCACAGCGCAGCGGAGCCCUGCUUCGAGGAUGACGAGGGCCUGUCCUGGCCAAUGACCGACGAGGACGAGCUGGCCGAGGACUCGGGGGCGGACCUAAUCAUCCAGGAAGUGGAGGACAGCGAUGAGGAGAUGGACAGGAAGGAAGUGAAGCCUGUCAUCGGAUAGAGCGCCCCCUGUCUUCAGGGAGGAGCAACUGCUGAAAGACUGUUCUGUGAUUUUUUAUUAUUUUAUUUAAUUUGAAUUCAAUUGUAUUUAUUUACUUAAUAUUUAGAGAGGAAACAAAAAGGGAAACCAGCUGGUA
Messenger RNA from Acipenser ruthenus (sterlet), 3241 nucleotides. RefSeq lists its product as uncharacterized. Gene Ontology annotation, biological process: regulation of transcription by RNA polymerase II. Gene Ontology annotation, molecular function: DNA-binding transcription factor activity, RNA polymerase II-specific; protein binding; RNA polymerase II cis-regulatory region sequence-specific DNA binding. The coding region runs from base 154 to 3105 and encodes 983 amino acids. The transcript is spliced from 8 exons. The record is from RefSeq and is a predicted model, not a curated record. Lineage: Eukaryota; Metazoa; Chordata; Actinopteri; Acipenseriformes; Acipenseridae.